Molecule: messenger RNA, 600 nt
Organism: Erigeron canadensis
Lineage: Eukaryota; Viridiplantae; Streptophyta; Magnoliopsida; Asterales; Asteraceae
Exons: 1
Coding region: 1-600 (199 amino acids)
Source: RefSeq, a predicted model, not a curated record
AUGUCUAGUUCAUCGGAAUCUCGUUGUGUCGUUGUCAGAUCGGAUUCAUCAUCCAAAUCCGAUGGUAUGUUCCUGCAUAACGCGCUUCAGUGGAUGGAAGACACGACAUCUUCCAACGCGGUUCAAAACCGCCGAACCGUAGAGCGCCAACGCGAAAUUGGUCAUCAAAUUUUACUUAAUGAUUGGUUUGUUGAUGAGCCAAAAUACGAUGACGCUUACUUUCGAAAGAAAUUUCGAAUGGAAAAAAGCAUGUUUUUGAAAAUCGUCGACGACAUCGAGGCGAAUUUUCCAUAUUUUAGAGUCGGGUUUGAUGCACGUGGGCGAGGCAGUUUCAAACCGCUCCAAAAAGUCGCAUCGGCGGUACGCCAACUCACAACGGGCAAUCCGCCCGACAAGUAUGAUGAGUACUUACACAUGGCCGCGAGAACCGGCCGUGAUUCUCUUGAUCAAUUUUGUGACGCCAUCAUUAAGUUGUAUGGUCGUGAGUACUUACGUAGGCCUACCCAACACGAUGUUGCUCGUAUUUUCCAAGCUCACGAAGAGCGCCAUCACAUGCCGGGGAUGCUUGGUAGCAUCGAUUGUACACAUGUCGGUGGUUAA